Messenger RNA from Anopheles nili, 916 nucleotides. It is a transcript of the gene Chmp1, whose product is annotated as charged multivesicular body protein 1B2. Lineage: Eukaryota; Metazoa; Arthropoda; Insecta; Diptera; Culicidae. The record is from RefSeq and is a predicted model, not a curated record. Gene Ontology annotation, cellular component: ESCRT III complex; multivesicular body. The transcript is spliced from 3 exons. Gene Ontology annotation, biological process: late endosome to vacuole transport; endosome transport via multivesicular body sorting pathway; protein transport. The coding region runs from base 153 to 764 and encodes 203 amino acids.
CAAUUCAUUAAUUAGCCCGUGUGUAGGAGCUUUGUUUGAACCCGUUGCAAUUUAUAGUGCAAUUUGUUUAGUGUUGUUAUUUUCUUUAGCUCAAGCCACUAUCGGUUAUUGUAUUCAGUUCAGAUCACUGUUGCCUCAAAACGGGAAACGAAAUGUCUGCGGCGGCGAUGGAAAAACACUUGUUUAAUCUAAAAUUUGCAGUAAAAGAACUCGAACGGAAUGCGAAAAAAUGUGAGAAGGAAGAAAAGGCCGAAAUUCUCAAAACAAAGAAGGCGAUACAGAAAGGCAACACGGAGGUGGCUCGAAUUCAUGCAGAAAAUGCCAUCCGGCAGAAAAGCCAGUCUCUAAAUUAUCUUCGAAUGAGUGCACGAGUCGAUGCCGUUGCCAGCCGUGUGCAGACUGCGUUGACUACGCGGAACGUCACCAACUCAAUGGCCGGCGUCGUGAAGGCGAUGGAUGCCGCAAUGAAGGGCAUGAACCUGGAAAAGAUCUCUGGGUUGAUGGAUAAAUUUGAGUCUCAAUUCGAGGAUCUGGAUGUGCAGAGCUCAUACAUGGAGAACACAAUGUCGCAGACGACGACCACGGCCGUACCGCAGAACGACGUUGAAUCGCUCAUGCAAAGAGUCGCAGAUGAGGCCGGCCUGGAACUGAACAUGGAACUUCCGACGGGACCAUCAUCCAUCGCAAUCGGAGCAUCGACGCAGGCUUCUACCGAACAGGACGAACUAACGGCACGCCUAGCGCGUCUUCGACAGGCUGAAUAGAUAGUUUUCAUGGCCGGUUUCAUGGAUUGUUGUUCAUGCGGGCUCGCGGAAGGAACCGUUUCUACUUCUACCCAAUCGAAAGCCUGUUAUAACUAUGAAAAACCAUGCUUCGAUUAAUUCUCAUAAUCGUUAAAAUAAUAAAAAGGGUAUGC